AUGAAAGAAGGUGACCAAGGAAAAAAAGUUAUGACUGAAAUUGGUGAAGGAUCGAGUAAUAAGAAAGAGAAAGUUGAUAAAGUAACGAGAGAAGUUCAGAUGGCUCUAAUUACUUUAAAAAACAAUUAUGCUCGAGCUCUUGAACUUUCGGAUGCAGUCUGGAAGUUAGACUUAUUUACGGCCUGUUUAAGCACUUUAUGUAUACUUAUUGGUUAUGUCAUGUUAUUUUUAAAAGAAAAUGUUGUGGAUUUAAAUUAUGUUGUAAGCCUUUCCGUGUCUGCUGGUAGCUUUCUUGUUUCUGGAGGUGGUGCUAUUGCGACUUUUAAAACAAUUUUUGCUUCCAAUCCGAAUUCUGGCAUUGAAAAAGGUGGAGAAAAUGAUAAAAGCUCCAAUUUCGAUCUUGCAGAAUCUGCUACACUGAUUGUGCAAUCCAACUUAAGAGAUAAAGUGUAUGACAUGAUUAGAGAACUAAAAGAAACGAGUCGAAGACUAAGAGGCUUGGAAAUGAAUCAAUCUAUCUGGUUGUUUGGUGGUUGUAUCGUUCUUUUUAUUAUUGCAGGAUAUGAUUUUUUGAAUUUUGUUACUAAACAAUCUAAUGGAACUAUUGUGGAUUUGGUUCUCAUUACUAUUGGUAUUGUUGGGCUAAUAUUUUGUGCAACUGUUGGUCUCGUGCUCCAAGUUGCAAAAGAACGCUUUAUUAAAGAAGGUAAAAAAACAUGGCUUUUUUACUUGGUUUGCCCUUUUAUUUGUUUCUUCGGUCUUGUAAGUAUGAAUAACUGGAAAUUAGAACUAGUAAAUGUUCGCUUUACACGUACGGAAGAAGAAAAGGUUUUAUAUCUUCUUUAUGGUGUAGAGUUUGAUAACAAAGAACUCAAUCCCACCGGAAAGUAA
Molecule: messenger RNA, 891 nt
Organism: Cetraspora pellucida
Lineage: Eukaryota; Fungi; Glomeromycota; Glomeromycetes; Diversisporales; Gigasporaceae
Source: the annotation of a GenBank genome assembly